This is a messenger RNA of Biomphalaria glabrata, 692 nucleotides long. RefSeq lists its product as uncharacterized. The record is from RefSeq and is a predicted model, not a curated record. NCBI's taxonomy places the organism in Eukaryota, Metazoa, Mollusca, Gastropoda, Planorbidae. The transcript is spliced from 8 exons. The coding region runs from base 16 to 621 and encodes 201 amino acids.
AGACUCUUAGAGAGUAUGUUUUAUUGCUUUUUAUUUGUGCAUUGUGCAAACUAUGAGACAUUAUCUAGGCUGUCAAGAAUGUUGCUCAAGGUUUCUGUUGUGUUGUUCUUUAUAGCAGUUACUGCACAGGGACAAGAACCGACAAAUCCAGAACAGAAAUUAGAAGCCAUUGAACGUCUCGUCAAAAGUAUUAAUGCAGGAAUCGAACUGAAGGAUUUGAAGCAGUUGGCAGAAGAACUCAACCGAGACUUAAAUGAAAUCAACAAUUACAGUCAAAGUUAUUUAAAUGAGCUCACUAACACUAAUCCAUCAAGUGCCAGCGACCAGGAUUUGUUCAAGCGACUUCACAAUGAAUUCUCUGUUAUAUUCUUAGUAUUUGACAAGCUGAACAGUGCAUUCAGUCCACCUUCCUACAGUGUAUGGACAACUCUGUUGGCUAAUGUGCACGAUACUUUGCUCGAGAUUGCCAGACUUUCAAGCAUUUUAUUAGAUCGCUCUCAAGGUUCCAGCCAGAUUGUCCGGUACAAACGUUCUUAUGGUUAUAAACCUCCAUAUUAUCCUCCACCACCUCCACCACCUCCACCACCUCCACCAUGCUAUGGAUAUCAGUGCCAUGGUUAAGUUAAAACGUUGUUUUUAGUACAAGAAAUUGUUUUGAAAGUAAAAUUAAAAACAUCCAAUACUUCCAUCUC